Molecule: messenger RNA, 1221 nt
Organism: Prunus armeniaca (apricot)
Lineage: Eukaryota; Viridiplantae; Streptophyta; Magnoliopsida; Rosales; Rosaceae
Source: the annotation of a GenBank genome assembly
AUGGCUACCGUCUCUCAGUGUUUUGGAGCUACUUCGGCUGCUAUAUCGGUCUCCUCCAACUCAAGGAAGCUUCACCUCCCUUCUCGCAGAUCCCUCCCAGGGAGGAAAGCGAGCUUCUUUGUUGUCAGAUCUGAUUCCGGGUCUAAGUCGGGUCCGAAUUCGAGAGCUCGUCGGGCCGAUCAGCUAAUUACCAAUGCUGUUGCAACGAAGGCUGAUAGCGCUGCGGCUUCGACGGCAUCGAAACCUGGGCACGAACUUCUGCUUUUUGAGGCCCUACGUGAAGGAUUGGAAGAAGAGAUGGCUAGGGAUCCCACUGUAUGUGUAAUGGGUGAAGAUGUGGGACACUAUGGAGGAUCGUACAAGGUGACCAAAGGCCUGGCUGAUAAGUAUGGAGAUCUCAGGGUUCUUGAUACUCCUAUUGCUGAGAACUCCUUUACAGGUAUGGGUAUUGGAGCUGCCAUGACUGGUCUGAGACCAAUUAUCGAGGGUAUGAACAUGGGAUUUCUCCUUCUAGCCUUUAACCAGAUCUCCAACAACUGUGGUAUGCUCCACUACACUUCUGGGGGUCAGUUUAAAAUUCCAGUAGUUAUUCGUGGUCCUGGUGGAGUGGGAAGGCAACUUGGGGCUGAGCACUCGCAACGUCUAGAGUCCUAUUUUCAGUCGAUUCCUGGAAUCCAAAUGGUAGCAUGCUCAACCCCUUACAAUGCCAAAGGUUUGAUGAAAGCUGCCAUUCGAAGUGAUAACCCAGUGAUUCUUUUUGAGCAUGUGUUGCUAUACAAUCUCAAGGAGAGAAUUCCAGAUGAAGAAUAUGUGUGUUCUCUUGAGGAAGCUGAGAUGGUUAGGCCUGGGGAGCAUGUCACUAUAUUGACAUACUCUCGGAUGAGGUAUCAUGUGAUGCAGGCUGCCAAAACUUUGGUGAAUAAGGGUUAUGAUCCAGAAGUGAUUGAUAUUAGGUCGUUGAAACCAUUUGAUCUUCACACAAUAGGAAAUUCAGUGAAGAAAACACACCGUGUGCUGAUUGUCGAGGAGUGCAUGCGGACGGGUGGAAUUGGUGCUAGCUUGACUGCAGCAAUCACUGAGAACUUCCAUGAUUAUCUAGAUGCCCCUAUUAUAUGCCUGUCUUCACAGGAUGUUCCCACUCCAUAUGCCGCAACAUUGGAGGAAGUGACUGUUGUUCAACCUGCCCAGAUUGUGACGGCAGUUGAGCAGCUCUGCCAGUAA